Molecule: messenger RNA, 2382 nt
Organism: Capsaspora owczarzaki ATCC 30864
Lineage: Eukaryota; Filasterea; Ministeriida; Capsasporidae
Exons: 4
Coding region: 29-2329 (766 amino acids)
Biological process (GO): positive regulation of transcription by RNA polymerase II
Cellular component (GO): NSL complex; Ino80 complex; MLL1 complex
Molecular function (GO): protein binding; G-quadruplex RNA binding
Source: RefSeq, a predicted model, not a curated record
UUUUUUUUUUGUUUGUUUUUGACUGCAGAUGGCGGACGCGCAGCCACCGGCAUCAAGCACCACUUCCAGCGCGGCAUUAGCAUCAGCACCGUCACAGAUGUCCCACCAGCCACUCGAUGCGUCGUCGUUGUCGUCGUCGCUGGCUGGGCGAUCGUCGACGUCGUCACACUCCAGCAGCUCAGCACGCAAGCGGCUGCCGUCCAUCUCGGCGGCCGACCACGCGAUUCUGCAGCAGCAGCAAGAGUUGUCUGCGUCUGGCACUCCGCUCGGCUCGCGAUCGACGCCAACAUCCGCGCGUGCGUCGAGCCGGUCGAUCAAGCGGCCAAAGUUUGACGACGAGGUGGUCGACACGGCCGUCCUGCCCAAGUCCCGGCCGUUCUCCAGCAGCGACAUGAGCGCAGUGGCUGCUGCUGGUGGUGGUGGGUUGGUAGCAGCACCAGCAGCAGCAGCAGCAGCAGCGGUUGCUGGCACGCUGGCCGGCGGCUUGGCUCGUCCUCUGCCUUCUGCUACUGCUGCUGCUCUGUCGUCCUUGUACUCGUCCAGCGUCAGUGCACCCUCCGCCACGUCGGCAGCCGCACCAUCAUCAUCGUCAUCCUCCUCCUCCUCGUCGUCAUUGACGGCAUCGCUGGCGUCGUCGUUGGCCGCGUCGUAUGCGCACAUGCACCACUCUGCACCAGCAGCCAGACCCGCGCCAAAGAAGGCCCCCGCUAGCAUCCCGCGCAGGCCCACUGUCGCGACUGGCGCGUCGUCGUCGUCUGCGGGUGCAGGUAGCGCAGAUCCGUUCCUGUCGAACGGUAAUACGAUGGCUGCAACGAGCUUGCAGGCCAGGCUCAAACCUCAGGCCAUCACCGCGCUGCUCGGCGCCAAGCCGUCGCUGUACGGGGCGCGCUGGACGCCCUUGGACGAUGCUCUGCUCGUGGCUGGCGUGCAGCACACUGCAAGCUUGGAGCGCGUCUUCCUUGCCGCUCCGUUUUCGCACCACCACACAUUGGCCGAGGUCACCCAGCGGUGGCAGGCGCUGCUGUACGAUCGCGAAGUGUCGGCCGAAUUGGUGGCAGGCAUCGCGACUGUCGUUCCAACGCUGGCCACUGACCUGGUGCUGCAAAAAGUUCCAUGGUCCGCUGCUGAAGAGCUGGUGUUGUUACAGGCGGUCGCGGAUUGGCGAGUCCAGCGCGCUGCUUCCUCUGCGCUGCCCUCUGCAAGUGCAUCUCCACCACCAACGGCGCCAUUGAGCGUGCAACAACAGCCGCUCACAUCAUCUGCCACACCGCUAUCGUCAUCCAGUGCUGCGGCCAGUCCCGCCACCGCUUUUUCGCCCGCUCCCUUCGCGGCCGAAAGCGCAGCAACGCCCUCUGCAGAUCCGUCCGAUUCGACCUUCAUGUCAACUGCCGCCUUGUCGCCAGCAGUUGGACCGAGCUCUUUGACGCUUGGUACAGACGCGAAUGCGAGUGCCACCGCUACCGAUGCCACCGUCACCCCCACACAGAAUUCCGGGCAGCUCGACCCACUGCUCUCUGCAUGCGCGCCACAACAUUUCGCCGACAUUCUGGAGCAAAAUCGAGCAAAGUUCCAUUUGUGUCGCACUGCAAAGUCUCUGUUUCAACACUAUCAAACGCUCGUGCGGUUUGGGGCGUCCGCCUUGUUUGACGCCUACAUUUCCGGGCAGGAUGUUGCUUCUGCCGCUGUCAAUCCCGAAUCAUCCGUGACCAUCGAGCAAACUGUCAAGGAGCGCAUUGAACAAGUAGAUCAGGUCAACGAGUUGCUUCAGAAAGAGCUCGACAUGUUCGAUCACACACAGAAACGCCAGUUACGUCGACUGGAGCUCGAGCUUUCGGCUGGGCUGGGAUUCACAAUGUUUGCACGAUCGCAGUCUACGGCGCUAGCUGCGGCAGUAAAUGGGAGUGGCGACGAUCAAGCUGCUGCACUCAAUGCGCUGCAACGUGAGCGCGAUGCUCACGUUCGCUCGCUGCCCGAUGCGCUGUUUGAUGGAAAGACGCUGGCAAUGCUUGUGGGAGGCCAACACCGGCAUCCCAUGACAUCGCGGCAGAUUGUUAUUGGUCGAGACACGCCACUCAGCCCUGUCGAUGUUGACUUGAUGCGUGAAGGAGCGAGCUCCAAAGUUUCGCGCCGCCAGGCCAUCAUCAAGCUCAAACCGACUGGCAACUUUAGGCUGUUUAAUGUUGGCCGCCGCUCCAUAUUUAUCAACGGCACCGCUGUUCCCCCGAAUUCCAAGCGGCAUCUUCCGCACAACGCACUGAUUGAGUUUGGUGAUUUAGCCAUGCUGUUUGUCGUGAACAUGCCUUUGAUCAACAUGUUGCGUGGCGGAUGAUGAUGCUUCUGCAGCCAACCCAACCAAUGUCCGAUUACAGCUUUUCGUUCCCA